Lampris incognitus (smalleye Pacific opah) is the source of this 2366-nucleotide messenger RNA. It is a transcript of the gene wt1b, whose product is annotated as WT1 transcription factor b. The coding region runs from base 393 to 1679 and encodes 428 amino acids. Lineage: Eukaryota; Metazoa; Chordata; Actinopteri; Lampriformes; Lampridae. Gene Ontology annotation, biological process: regulation of transcription by RNA polymerase II; negative regulation of apoptotic process; negative regulation of cell population proliferation. The transcript has 9 exons. The record is from RefSeq and is a predicted model, not a curated record. Gene Ontology annotation, molecular function: DNA-binding transcription factor activity, RNA polymerase II-specific; RNA polymerase II cis-regulatory region sequence-specific DNA binding. Gene Ontology annotation, cellular component: nucleus.
CAAGGUGCUGUUACCCCCACACACAGCCACUUCCACUUGGGGCAGCAGCCCAGCGCAGCAGACCGAGACUUCUGCUGAGCCGAGACACGACUUUUAGGUUUGGCAUCCAGACUUUGGCCACCACUUGACUGUCACACCUCCAUCUUUUCGGACCUGCUCAACAGAAAAGUGUAGAGGAAGGAAACAUGGCUCCUUAGUGGACUGUGGCCAGGCCAUCGGCGUUUGUUUUGUGUGGAAGCUUUUCUCUGAGGAUAAAGUGCCUAAGUUCAGCUUCGGCUCUGCUUUUACAGAGGCUCUUCUCAAAUACUUUUCACAACCUCAAGUUCAACUUUCGCUUUGUUCUUUGGGAUAUCAUCUCUUCCUUGGUGGACUGUCUCGAGCUGCCCCGACCAAUGCUGACGGAGCCGUGUGGGGCCAUGGGGUCCAUGGGGUCGGACAUCCGAGAUCUGACCCUCCUUCCUCCCGGGCCUCCAGUACCCUCCUUGCCAGGGGGCGGCGGGGGCUGUGGCAUGUCUGUUGGCAGCGGCCAGUGGACCCAGCUCCUGGACCUCCACCCCAGCUCUCCCUAUGGUUCUCUGCCUUCCCACCACUCCCUGAUCAAACAGGAACCUGGCUGGGCCACCUCGGACCCCAUGGAGGACCCUCACCGCGGCCUGGGGGCCUUCACGGUACACAUCUCCGGCCAAUUUACAGGCGCAGGCCCCUGUCGAGUCGGGGCCUUUGGAGAGCCGCCCGCCAGCCAACCCAGGGUGUUUCCGAAUAGCACCUACCUCCCCAGCUGUGUUGACAGUCCACCGGCGUCAAGGAGCCAGGGUUAUGGAGUGGUGGGACUGGAGAGCGCCCCGAGUUAUGGCCACACGCCCUCGCACCACAGCCCGCAGCUCUCCAGCCUGUCCUUCAAACACGAGGACACUUUGGCGAUGCAGACCAACAUGGCCGAGCAGCAGUAUCCAGCUCCUCCCCCCAUGUUUGGUUGCCACAACCCCCCUGAAUCCUGUCCCAGCAGCCAAGCCCUGCUGCUGAGAAACUACAACAGUGACAACCUGUACCAGAUGACGUCUCAGCUGGACUGUGUGUCGUGGAACCCAGUGAACAACCUGGCGUCUUCCAUGAAGAGCAGCCAUGGAACAGGUUACGAGACUGACCCCACAGCGCCCCCUCCCUCUGUGGUCCUCAGCUGUAGUGCCCAGUACCACAUACACACACAUGGUGUCUUCAGAGGGCUUCAGGACGUCUGCCGGGUACCGGGUAUUGCACCCCCGGUGGUAAGGGCGGACACCAACGAGAAGCGUCCGUUUGUGUGCACUUAUCCUGGCUGCAGCAAAAGAUACUUCAAGCUGUCCCACCUGCAGAUGCAUGGCCGCAAACACACAGGAGAGAAGCCAUACCAGUGUGAUUUCACGGACUGUGGCCGCAGAUUCUCUCGGUCAGACCAGCUGAAGAGACACCAGCGCAGACACACAGGAGUGAAGCCUUUUCAGUGUGAGACAUGUCAGAGAAAGUUUUCACGGUCAGACCACCUUAAGACACACACUCGGACUCAUACAGGUAAAACAAGUGAGAAGCCCUUUACCUGUCGCUGGUCCAACUGUCAGAAGAAGUUUGCCCGCUCUGACGAGUUGGUGCGACACCACAGCAUGCAUCAGAGGAACCUGACCAAGCUGCAGUCUGCCAUCUAAGCAGGGCCACCGUGAUGAGGAGGGGGGCGGGUGUGUUUUUGUGUGUGUGAGGUGUGAGGUGGAAGUGGGUGGGUGGGUAUCAUCAUGCCAGUGAGGAGAUGACGACGCUGGGCCUGGUCAGCGGUUCUGGUGCCUUGCCAGGCUCACUGAAACGGUGAGCACAGCUGAGGCCGCUCUUUACCCGGACCACAACAGCGGAGGAGGUCCGCUGAUGAUCCGCGAGAUUUUCCGUAUUUACAGCUCCCCGGCAGCCGUUGUGGUGUAUUUCUUUUUAAACGAGAGACUGGGCUUUCGUUUUGUUUUGCAUAUGUACAGUGCCACAGUGUCAUUCCGAGAAUCUACUGUGAAAUCAGAAAUUUGUCGGUACACCAAUUAUGUUGAAUAUUUUUAUAUAUACUUGCACUGGCUUCUUGAUCUGUUGUGAAUAACUGCAAUCGCUACGAAAAUGUUUUGAACCAAGAAAACUGGAUGUAAGAAAUGUGACCACGGUGUCACCUUUCCUCCAAUAAGUGGAACCCAGAACUAGUCUACUGUUGGGUCGAAUGUGAAAGUUUUACAUAUUUUUACAGUAUAAUAACAAAAUAUUCACCCCACAGCUUUGUAUAUAUGUGACAUAUUUUUGUUGCCUUUUUCCAAUUCUUUUUAUAUUUUGUGCAUUUUUUUUUUGGUAUGUUUAUUAAAUGUUGA